GUUGAUGGUGACGAUGUUGAUGUUGACGAUGUUGGUGGUGGUGGUGGCAGAGUUCGAGUUGGUCCAGAAUGCCAUCUUCACCGACCCCGACGAUCAGAGCGCCUGGCUGUACCAUCGCUGGCUACUGGGCAGAGCUGAGCAAGCCGAGUCGGUGAGCUGCCUCUACGUGAGCCAGAGUCUGCAGCUCGCGCUCGUGGUGUUCACCCGGCCCAUCAACGUGUUGAAGGAUGAGCAGGAGGAGGUGGUUCUCUGUGUCGAUGGGAAACCGGCGCUGGGUUCUUGGGUGACCCCGGAUCGACGCAACCGCCACUCCCUCGUCUGGCUGUGCCUGCUGCAAGACGCUCUGCGUGGUGGGGAGAGCGUGCGAGUGCAUUGGGGGGACAGACCCCCGAAAGAGUGCGUGCUUGGACAAGGCGGAGGUGAGAGUUGGAUCCGGGACGAGGUGAGCGAGGUGGGCGGGGCCGCGCUGGGGGCGGGGCUUAGUCCGGAGCUUGACUCCGCCCUCCUGCAGGAGCAACUGCACAGCUGCACGGAGCUGCUGCAAAUGGAGCCACGCAACAAGUGGUGCCUGCUGGUGCUGGUGCUGCUCAUGCGGGCCCUGGAUCCGCUGUCGUGUCAGCGCCAGUGCCUGGGCCACCUGGACACGCUGGCGGGCGUCGACCCGGGACGCUGCUGCUACUACCGGGACGCACGCAGCCGCCUGCUCCUGGCCAACGCCGUGCUCACCGUGGAGUACGCGGACACGCGCGUGCUGGCACUGCCCGGCAGGGCGCUGUCAAGUCUGUUCCACCUGGAGCAGCUGGUGCUCGUGACGCACCUCAACCUGUCCAACAACAGCCUGCACUGUCUCCCACGCACACUCAGCUGUCUCCAGAGCCUUCAGGUAGUGUCAUAGACACACACAGUCACACUCACACACACUCACACAGUCACAC
Messenger RNA from Petromyzon marinus (sea lamprey), 935 nucleotides. NCBI's taxonomy places the organism in Eukaryota, Metazoa, Chordata, Hyperoartia, Petromyzontiformes, Petromyzontidae. The record is from RefSeq and is a predicted model, not a curated record.